AUGAAAUUAAUUCUCAAUAUUCCAGUUGAUGCCCGAUGGAAACAGAAUGGAGUGACUGUUGCUGGAGGUCAUGGAGAAGGCAGUGCCACCAAUCAACUCUACGGGCCUUGUGGUCUCUUCGUUGAUGAUGAUCAAACGAUGGCCAUUGCUGAUUGGGGCAAUCAUCGUAUCAUCCAAUGGAAGAUGGGUGAUACGAAUGGACAAGUAGUAGCUGGUGGCAAUGGCCAAGGAAAUCGAUUGGAUCAAUUGUAUCAACCAACCGAUGUGUUGAUCGACAAAGAGACGGGUAGUCUCAUUAUUUGUGAUCGAGAGAAUCGACGAGUCGUACGAUGGUCUCGUCAUAGUGGUACAACUCAAGGAGAAAUCCUCAUCAACAACAUCGAUUGUGCAGGAUUGGCCAUGGAUGAUCAGAGAUAUCUCUACAUCUCUGACACCGACAAACAUGAAGUAAGACGAUAUCAAAUAGGAGACAAGAAUGGAACUCUUGUAGCUGGUGGCAAUGGCAAAGGUGGAUUUAUUACAACAGAAAAGAAUGAAACAAGAUAUAUUCUUGUUUUGAAUAAAAAUUUAUUUAUAUCGACAUAUCUAUUCUAUACUCAUCAAGAUCAACAAUUUGUUAUUCAUGUACCAGUAUGUAUUAAUCAAUAA
Rotaria sordida is the source of this 648-nucleotide messenger RNA. NCBI's taxonomy places the organism in Eukaryota, Metazoa, Rotifera, Eurotatoria, Philodinida, Philodinidae. The record is from the annotation of a GenBank genome assembly.